AUGUAAAGAGGCUGAACCAGGUGUGAUGUGGUCAGACCUCUCGGUCCUGGUUUACAGCCGAGUUCUGUACAGUCUGCAGUCGUGUCAGAGUUUUCUGAUUAAGACGAGUGAACAGGCUGUUACAGCAAAUCGAGGCGCGUAAACAUCACGUCCUGGUUUCAGGAACUUGGAUAAGCUCUCAUCCUGUCUUUGGGAAAUCUGGAUAUGCUACCUGGAGCAGAAACCAGGAUACUGUGGCGUGUCAACACCUUAUCCAGGUUUCUGAACCGUCUUCGUUGGUGCACAUCGUGCUGGCUGAGGUGGUGAGAAAUCGAGACACAGGAUCAGGAACCUGGAUACCGUCAUGAUCACGUGCACAGGGAUGUCAGCAACCAUGUUUUUCACGUUCCAUGUAAACGCCAUAUCCAGAAUAUGAUCAAAAACAGGCUCGUGCGCAUGUAAACACUAAUAUCAACUGAGGUGGGUCCGUUAUCACCUCUCACAUCUCGUGGCCCUGUGUCUUUUAACCCUGUGCAGAGUCUGCUUGGUUCCUGGGUCUCAGGGCCAAUAACUAAUCCAACAUCUGACUCAUCAAAAGCAGAUUUUCUUUCAAAAAGUCAUCGAAAAUUGAUGAAUGCCACGUGUUACUUUUAAUUAAUUGGAACCUUUUUGAUUGUUUUGAUCUUUUCUUGUUGCUGCUGUGCAUUUGUGUCUGCUGCUUCUCCUGCAGAGCCGGAUUAUUUCCUGAUCUUUGUAUUUGGCUUGGUUUAUUUUUUUGUCUUUUCUUGUUUUACUGAUCCUGUGUGAUUUUAAACUUUAAAUUUGUUUUUACUGUUGCUGUUUGUGUGGAGAAUAAAAAAAAGACUAGCAAACACUUUGUGGGAUCCAAAUAAAUAAAGAUGAAGUCGAUUAAAUCCUCUACAGUAAACUGUGUGUGUGUGUGUGUGUGUGUGUGUGUGUGUGUGUGUUGCAGUGAUGAUGUUGGAAGUGAGAGCAGCUGCAGGAGUCCGGACAUGUGACCCUCCACACAGGAAGAAGAAGAAGAGUCAAGAAAUGAGUCAGAGAUUCCUCACAAAGAAAAUCGGACUAAAAACCCAACAACAAAAACCAGCACCAGCAGGACCAGCACCAUGCCGGGCUGCGGGGUUCUCGGUCUGUGUCAGUAUGAAACCAACAAACUGGUCCGGAUCCAGAGCGUCCGGCUGGGCUCCCUGAAGUGGAGCCUGAACGGAUUCAUUCUGCUGUUCAUCUGCAUCAUGAUGCUGUGGAACAGGAAGUACCAGGAGUUCGACCUGGUGGUGAGUUCUGUCACUACCAAGGUGAAGGGUGUAGCUCAGACCCACAUGCUCGGGGUCGGGGACGUGGUCUGGGAUGCGGUGGACUACAGCGGGCCCUCACAGGACAGAAACUCCUUCUUUGUGGUGACCAACGUCAUUGUGACAGAGAAACAGAAGCAGGGAAAAUGCCCAGAGGUUCCCCUCAAAGGCAGACUGUGUCGGACUGAUAAGGACUGUGAGAAAGGAGACUGGGAUCAGUGGAGUCACGGGAUUCAGACGGGAUCAUGUGUGAAGUUUGACGUGUUGAAGAAAACCUGUGAGGUUUCUGCGUGGUGUCCAAUCGAAACCAAGACGAACCCUCCGAGGCCUGCUCUGCUGGCAGCCGCUGAGAACUUCACAGUCCUCAUCAAAAACAACAUCCGGUUCCCUGCGUUCAACUUCAUCCGAAGGAACAUCCUCCCACAGAUGAACGACGCCUACCUGAGGAGCUGUCAGAGAGGCAACGACUCGCUGUGUCCCAUCUUCAGACUGGGAGACAUCGUGCGAGAGGCCGGAGAAAAGUUCUCUGAAAUGGCAGUAGAGGGGGGCGUCAUCGGCAUCCAGAUCAAAUGGGACUGCAACCUGGACCGGCUCAUGCAGCGCUGCCUGCCCAAAUACUCCUUCAGACGGCUGGACGAGAAAGAGAGCAACAAGACACUCUACCCCGGCCUCAACUUCAGGUAUGCAAAGUACAACACGGUGAACGGAGUGGAGGAGCGAACGCUGUACAAAGCAUUCGGCAUCAGGUUUGAGGUCAUGGUGUUCGGACAGGCGGGAAGGUUCAGCUUCAUCCAGCUCAUCAUCUACAUCGGAUCAACGCUGUCGUACUACGCUCUGACGACCAUGUUGAUCGACUGGCUGAUUGGAACCAGCUGUUACUCUGCAGAGGUCGGACAAAACUACUUCCAGAGGAAAGUGGAGUCGGUCCAAGACAAACAGAAGUGCAUCCUCUGUGUGUCCUACGUUGAUGAGGACAACCUUCGACUGGUGAAGAGAUCACAGAAGAAAAGUUUACAAGACGUCAAACCGACUUCUGUUGAGCCACGCACGGACGACGCAGGACAUCUGAGAGCCGUUCUCUGUCUGCUACAGCCGGGCGUAGGCGUGGGUCGUGAUGCUCAGCCUCCCCUCGACAAUAAACCCGACCCGAACCACAAACCCCGUCGUCCAGCCUGGUGUAAGUGCGAGCGCUGCGGUCCCUCCUCCCUCCCUCAGGAGGAGCUGUGCUGCCGGCGGAGCGGCGGCGCCUGCAUCACCUCGUCUCCUCUGUUCGAGCAGCUCGUGUUGCGUCGCUCCCUGCUGGAGGCCGUCCUUCUGUACCAGGACCCUCUGUCUCCGCCCGCUGAUCAAGGCCAGACGGCCGCCCUGCGUCACUGCGCCUACAGACAGUACAUCAGCUGGAGGUUUGGGGUCCCACCCAACGACACCCACCCUGCCAUCCCCAGCUGCUGUGUGUGGAGAGUCAGGGAGGCGUACCCGAGCCCGGACGGACAGUACAGCGGCUUCAGACCUGCCAGGAUGGCGUCCAUGAAGGCCUGCGCUAACGGAGAGCUGUGAGAGGAGUGUUACAGAGCAGAGACCCCCCCCCCCCGCUGACUGACCUACUAAUAGUGUUCUUAUGUUAAAUCUGCCUUUACAAAGCAAAAAAAAAAUGCAAUAACUUUACUCAAAUGUGCAGAAAAUUAAAAUAAGUCAGUUUUUGUCAGCUUGCGUUCGGUCAGCAGGGGAAAAACCUCACUGAGUCAAUAAUUCACUGCAUUUUCUAAGAUCACAUGUCAAGUCAUUUGGCUGCUCAGUAAAAAAUAUCUAUGGAGCAAUUUUUCUCUGUUUCACUCCCUUUUUAAGCAGCUUUUUGCUUUUUAUGGGGCAGACAUAUCAUUUUUAACAUCACUAACACGAUCAGACAAAGGAUUUCUCCUGCCAGGAAUGUGUUCGCCUCCGUCACAUCAUAUGGAAAGAUUAAGAGUUUUGUUCCUACAGGCGAUAGAAAGAAAUAAACAACUCUAUUUCAAACCGCAAACAGGUCAUGACAAAAACUUUUAGUUCACUGUGUUGAAGACCUGAUUUGAACAGCUAAUAAUGAUCCAAUAACAACAUAAAGCUCACUGAUUGCAGUAACUUGCUUGUUUUAGGGGGCGUUACCUGCUGGAACUGUUUCUUGCAGAAUAAAAGUCGUCAUAGUGAAGUUGCCAGGAUCUUCUAUACAGAGACCAACACCCAAAUCUGUUUUCACAGCCGGAGGCACUGCACAGAAGUCCUGGGCAGAUGGAUAAACUGUUUGUCCUGAAGCCGUUACAGCUUCCCCCCUAAAACCACAAAUGGUCGUUAACUCGCCGUAAAACAGCAAAACUUUUUCACACUUUGGCUUUUGUACAGAUUAAACAAACGAAGUGUUCAUCGGUGAUCUUUAGAGGUGCUGAUAGGUGGAGUUUGUUACCUACGGACACAGCCGAUCUAGCUCUUUACCCCUGUUUCCAGUUUUUAUGCUAAGCUAAGCUAACCGGCUGCUGGCUGCAGCUUCAUAUUUACUGUACGGACACGAGAGCGGUAUUAAUCUUCUGGUUUCACUCUGCAGGAAAGAGAAUAAAUGCAUUUUCCAAAAUGAUGCACAGACAUGAGAUUAAUACCAAUCUUCUGGUUUCACUCUUGGCAAGAAAAGAGAAUAAACCUAUUUCUAAA
Molecule: messenger RNA, 3974 nt
Organism: Siniperca chuatsi (mandarin fish)
Lineage: Eukaryota; Metazoa; Chordata; Actinopteri; Centrarchiformes; Sinipercidae
Gene: p2rx7
Product: purinergic receptor P2X, ligand-gated ion channel, 7
Exons: 13
Coding region: 1110-2852 (580 amino acids)
Biological process (GO): monoatomic cation transmembrane transport; response to ATP
Cellular component (GO): plasma membrane; nuclear inner membrane
Molecular function (GO): extracellularly ATP-gated monoatomic cation channel activity; ATP binding; purinergic nucleotide receptor activity
Source: RefSeq, a predicted model, not a curated record